AUGUCGACCCCCGAGUCGCUGUACCCAAAUUUUGUACCAGCGAACGAAGAGCAACAAACAUUCAUCAACAGACGUACCGAGAAACCACUCUUUUCAAGAAAGACAUAUCUCAUGGACUUGUACAAACACUUGAAUGACAAUAAUCAAAUUUUAUUAUUUGUCCAUCACAAUAAUCUCAGCAAAGCUGAGAAUAAACAGUUUAGACAAGAACUAGCCAAAAUAAAAGUAGCGAAAAGAACUGAGAAUGAAGCGAAAUUAGGUAGUGCUAGUGCUAGUGGCGUUAAAUUGACGAUUUUGAACAAUUCCAUAUAUCGCACAUAUCUUAGAUGCAGUCAUGAAGAAGAUCCUGCAGGCUUGGGAGUCUCAAGUAGGAACAAAGACGUGCACCACCCACUAGCACCAUUAUUUGUUGGACCCACGGGGUGUAUAAGCAUUCCAGAAUGUGACCCAAGCUUAAUUCAGCAGAUUAAUAAAGUGUUGAAAAAAUUUAGUGAGAAAUUGUUUAUAAUGGGAGCUAAGGUUGAAAAGAAUACGUUUAUGAACCCUGCCGAACUUGAUCAGUUUAAGAACUUACCCACUAAAGUAGGUUUACAAGGUCAAUUGUUGGGAUUGUUGACAAUGGUUGGUGGUUCUGGUUUAGUUCAUACUUUGGAAACUCCAGCACACUUGCUCUACUUGACUAUGGAUACUAGAGCAAAGGACUUAGAUCCUAACAGCAAGGAAGCAGAAUCAACAGAAAGCAGCUAA
This is a messenger RNA of Lodderomyces oxycetoniae, 747 nucleotides long. Its product is annotated as mitochondrial 54S ribosomal protein uL10m. Gene Ontology annotation, molecular function: structural constituent of ribosome. Bases 1 to 747 code for a protein of 248 amino acids. Gene Ontology annotation, cellular component: mitochondrial large ribosomal subunit. Gene Ontology annotation, biological process: translation. The transcript has a single exon. The record is from RefSeq and is a predicted model, not a curated record. Lineage: Eukaryota; Fungi; Ascomycota; Pichiomycetes; Serinales; Debaryomycetaceae.